Molecule: messenger RNA, 1206 nt
Organism: Fusarium sp. VM40
Lineage: Eukaryota; Fungi; Ascomycota; Sordariomycetes; Hypocreales; Nectriaceae
Source: the annotation of a GenBank genome assembly
AUGCGCUCCGUAACAAGGCCGCUGUUGCUCCUCGUUGCAGCUGCAGCGCUAUGCUCUGCAAGCCCGCUACCCAGAGAUGAUCUCCAUGAUCGUGGCUACUCAUACUUGAAGCACCGAGCAUGCGACUCACCCUGUGGCUCCGACAAUCAAUACUGCUGCGACUCUGGCGAGACCUGCCAAACAGCUGAUGGAGUCGCAAACUGUGUCGUCGCCAAGGGAGGCUGGGUCGGCGACUAUACCACCACCUGGACUGAGACCAGAACCUAUACCAGCACAAUCAUGACUCGUUGGGAGCCUGCCCCCGAGCCUACAAAGGGCAUCAACUGUGUGCCCAAGAACGACGAGCAGGAGCAGUGCGGUGAGAUCUGCUGCGCUGGCUGGCAGACUUGUGCCUUCAAGGGCCAGUGUUCGGCAAAGCCUGGUUACGACGAGCCCACCGCUGUUGUCAUCACUACCGACGGAAAAGUCACCACCCGAUACUCGGCUCCUUACCGAGUCACCGGUACUACCACCAUCACCAACAGCGGCGCACCCACCGAGUCCGAGUCCGCGACUGAGACUGAGACCGAUGCAUCUGCCACAGCCACCGAGACCAGCGAAGGCGCUGCAGCUGGCGAGAGCGGUACUGGCGGUGGAGGCCUGAGUGCCGGUGCCAUUGCUGGUAUCGUCAUCGGUGUCAUUGCCGGCAUUGCCCUCCUCAUGCUUCUCUGCUUCUGCUGUAUCGCCCGCGGUCUCUGGGUCGCCCUCUUCGGCAAGAAGGACAAGGAGAAGAGCGAGACAGUCGACGUCUACGAAGAGCGAUACUCCCGCCACGGAAGCCGCCCACCUGCUUCGGCCUCUGCUCACUCUCGACGACCUCGACACAAGGGCUGGUUCGGCUUCGGCGGUAAAGGCAAGGGUGGUUCUCCCUCUUCGGCCGGCGAUCGUCGUGAGAAGAAGUCGGACGGCAAGAAGUGGCUCGGCAUUGCUGGUCUCGCGGCCACGCUCCUGGCCCUCCUCAAUCUCAAGAAGGACAAGCGACCUGCGAGCACCAAGCCCGCGCGCUCAUCCCGUGGAUCAUCACGUUCACGAUACAGCGACUCAUACUACUCAUACAGCGACUACACCAGUCCCAGCAGCUCAAGCUCAGGCGGACGAACAAACCGUACUCGUCGUACAAGGGACAGCCGGGCGAGGUCGUACUACUCUCGCGACAGCCGGCGAUGA